Molecule: messenger RNA, 2421 nt
Organism: Trypanosoma brucei brucei TREU927
Lineage: Eukaryota; Euglenozoa; Kinetoplastea; Trypanosomatida; Trypanosomatidae
Product: lipin, putative
Exons: 1
Coding region: 1-2421 (806 amino acids)
Molecular function (GO): phosphatidate phosphatase activity
Source: RefSeq, a predicted model, not a curated record
AUGAUAUCUGGUUUUGCAGAUUUCUUUAACAUCAAUCAUCUCGACAUGUCGAGUGAUGCCAACGAUGUGAUUGUUGUGCAUCACCCUGAUGGUCGCUUACAUAGCACCGACUUCAACGUCCGCUUCGGUAAAGUAAAAGUCCUUCGUCCGGGUGACAAAGUGGUGCGUAUUGAAGUAAAUGGCCAAAUGACAUCAGCAAUCAUGAAGAUUGGACCGAAUGGCGAAGCGUUUUGGUUGAAGACAACAUGCCUAUUGGAUGGGGAUUGCGGGAGACCGGAGUCGCCCGUUUUUGCCAGUGACGACUCGCAAGACACCGGAGCCUCGAUCACCUCUGCCGGAGGAGGGGAACUUCCCGUAAAAUCCCUACGGCACCGAUUAUUUGGCUCUUGGGGGAAAAACAAGUUUAAUGGGACUCAAGAUGACCCGGAAACGAGGAGCCAUCAACCUCUUAUCAAGCAAGAUUGCGAUGAACGCCUGCAUGUUAAUACGCAGGCGCAAUGUUCAGGUGCUGAUGCUGUUGAAUUGCAUCUCGCCGAGGAAACUGUUGUUGCGGCAGAGCGUGCGAUGCAGGAAAUCAAGCGGCUGUCGCAUCAGAAUCCCGAUUAUCUACGGGAUGUAGUGAUGGGUGACACCGAGGGUGAAGCGUGUUUACAGGAGCUAAGCGGAUUUCAGGACUAUACGAGGUUAAUGGUUGAUACGACGGAGGGAAGCAGCACUGCAGUGAACAGUACCGAAAUUACUGUUGGUGUUCCUGAUGAUGUUACACAGAUGGUGCAAGUAGAAACUUCCACCCAAGGUGGAGAUGGUUCUUUUUCCGACGUCGCUGCACUGGGUUCAUCAGCAAGUGAUGAGGGACUUGAGGCGUCAGCUGACGAUUAUAUUUUUGAGGAUGUUCAUCUUCCCGCGGACACUGAUGAAGGGGUAACAGCAGGUUGCAGCGGCACGCCACCGUGUGGCUCUUGUACACCUGCACGGAGUGUUGCACCAGUAACUCCCGUUCCUGAUGUUUGUGCCAGCAACCCUCCAUCACCGUGUGGCCCCACUCCGGAGGGGCAAGGGGCUGUGUCUCAACAAAAUGAUGUGCCGAGCAAGGCGACGGCAAGCAACUACAGUGGCAGUGGUACCAACGACUUGAAUUCCAAUGGCAUUACAUCAAGUGACGGGACAUACUUUACUCGCAGCCUCGUUCCCAUGGAAGCGGAUCUGUUAAAGCUAAACCUUGUCCCGGGGCACAAUCGCAUUCGCUAUAUUACGCACAGUUCCCUCCGUGGUGAAGUUGCUGUAGAGGCGAACGUGUACUUGUGGGACUCUACUGACCGCCUUGUCAUUAGUGACGUGGAUGGCACGAUCACGAAAAGUGAUGUUCUGGGCCACAUCAUGCCUUUGAUUGGUCGGGAUUGGACCCAUCCCGGUAUUUGCUCGUUGUAUAGCCAGAUUCAAAAAAAUGGCUAUCGUCUUGUAUACCUCACUGCACGAAGUGUUUCACAGAUAAGCAUGACGCGCAAAUUUUUGUGGAAUAUACAGCAGAAUGGAGUGUCACUUCCCAAGGGCCCGGUGCUUACAGCACCGAAGCGACUGUUCUCAGCGCUGGCGCAGGAGGUAGCGAUGAAAUCCCAUUUUUUCAAGAUUGCCUGUCUUCAGAAGGUGGUCAAUGCCUUCCCACAAAAAACUAAACCCUUCUACGCGGGUUUUGGAAACCGACUGAGUGAUAUGCUAAGUUACCUUGCCGUCAUGGUUCCGGAACAUAAAAUAUAUGUUGUCGACUCAAAGAGUUUGGUUCGCGUGGCGAAUGUGACAUCAACCUAUCAAAGGCUUGCGGAUGAUGUGGAUAGCAGUUUCCCACCAAUUGUGAGGCGACAUAACUUAAGUUAUGUUCAGUUUGGUUUAGGUUGUUCCGCGGGUGCGCAUAACGGGGGAGCUACAUUCAAAGGGAGCGAAGGAGAGCCUUUCUCCGAUGGCAGGCGUUUUUCUUCUUACAGCAGCGGCGAUAAAUUUAGUCCAACGCCCACCGGAAUUACCAACACCGCCUCGUUUAGUAGUCAAGGAACUUCUACGCACCCGUUGUCUGCACUUGGGAAUGGGCUUGGCCUCGCUGAUAUCGAUGCGCGUGGUUUGGAAAUGUCUGGAAUGAGUAAUCCCAGUGCGAGCGUCGCUGUAACCAACCGCACGAAUGACCCAACCUCCACAUAUAAGCCGUGCGAUGUCGUCGUUGACAGAGAAUUUGACUCUUUUGUGUACUGGCGUGCACAACCAACUGACAUGAUAGAAGGGGAAAGCAGCGCCUUCAAUACUAAGGCCGCUACAAACCUUGAGCAGAAGGAUCAGCAACCACGGGUAAUUAAUGAAAAAAAAGCUUCAUGGUUGCCUUUGGGUCUUGGUAACACAAGCAGCGAAAACUAUCAACAAGGUGACACUGUGUGA